AUGCGCAUCCUUCUCUGCGUUGUUUACGCAAUUGUUGCAACGGCGGCAUAUGUUCCUGGGAAGGUAUUCGAUAGGUUCAUUACGAUAUGGCUCGAGAACCAGGACUUCUCCAAAGUAAGUGCGAAUGGAGAGAUUGCAGAUCUCCGUAAGCAAGGCAUCCUACUCACGGAAUACUACGGCCUCACUCAUCCCUCGCAACCGAACUACAUUGCCUCUAUAUGCGGAGAUUACUUUGGUUUAAAUCAUGAUGGAAUCGUCAAGAUCCCGUCGAAUGUGUCUACGGUGGUGGAUCUUUUCGAUGCGAAGAAUAUUGAGUGGAAGGGUUAUUUCGAGGGCAUUCCUGGUCCGGGAUAUAUGAAUGAAGGGAGUACUAGUAGCGAUGGGAAAGGGUGGGAUUACGUGCGGAAACAUAACCCUUUCGUCUCCUUCGAGCGCAUUGCCGGAAACGGAACCAGACUUGCCCAAAUCCAAGACUUUUUCUCUUUCCAGCGCGAUGUAGAGAGGAAUGCUCUCCCCCAGUACGCCCACCUUUCACCAGAUAUGCUCAACGACGGUCAUAACACCUCUCUUGCAUUCGCAACAUCAUGGAUCAAAUCAUUCCUCACCCCGCUCCUCUCCAAUCCUUCCUUCAUGGACAAAACACUCAUCCUCUUAACCUACGACGAAAGCGAAACAUACCCUCUCCCAAACCGUAUCGUCUCCCUCCUUCUUGGCGGCGCCAUCCCAAAAUCCCUAAAAGGCACCAACGACAGCACAAUUUACAGCCACUACUCCAUCCUCUCCACCAUGGAAAACAACUUCGGCCUCCCCACACUCGGUCGCUACGACGCCGGCGCCAACGUCUUCGACUUAGUAGCCUCGCAAACAGGCUAUAUCAACCACCCUCCACAAUCCUCUCACCCAAUAAACAACUCCUUAUCUUAUUCGGGGUUCCUGAAUAAUGACCCUUCGAAAUACAAACCUAUCCCGUCCCCGAAUUUGCAAUUAGCGGGAGCGGGAGAUCGCGGUCCGGAAAGAAUGGUUAAACUGCUUUGGGUGACGAGGGAGGCAGAAAAGACGCCGUAUGAUGGAAGUGGGAACUUCUUUGAUGGAGGAAAUGGGACGCCUGGGUCGGAAUGGGAGCCUGUUUAUAAGGUUCAGGCGCCGGAACCCGUCUUUACUGCAGUGCCGAAGGCAAGUCCGACGAAACACAGUGCUGGUGUGAAGUUAGGUGUUUUGGGUAUAGAAUUUUGGAUUGCAGCGAUUCUGGGUACGUUUCUGGGAAUUUGCUGA
Cadophora gregata is the source of this 1272-nucleotide messenger RNA. RefSeq lists its product as uncharacterized. The coding region runs from base 1 to 1272 and encodes 423 amino acids. The record is from RefSeq and is a predicted model, not a curated record. The transcript has 3 exons. Gene Ontology annotation, biological process: phospholipid catabolic process. Lineage: Eukaryota; Fungi; Ascomycota; Leotiomycetes; Helotiales; Ploettnerulaceae. Gene Ontology annotation, molecular function: hydrolase activity, acting on ester bonds.